UUGGAUCACUUAUACAUGAAAAUUGAUAUGUCGUCUGAAAUGGGCUGCAUAAAUAGUAGUAAUAAACAGAUAUUUUCUUUAAAAAGAGAUAAUGUUUUUAAUGUGAGUGUCGUUCGUGUGCAAUCGGAGCAAUCUGUGAUGCCAUCCGGAGAUGGCGUACUUGAAUUAACUCCUAAUGAGAUUAUAUUUAUUGCACCGAGUCGUGGUCAACUUGCAUGGGGUUUGCAACACUUACGGCGGUAUGGACUGACUGAGGAUUUAUUUAGCUUUGAGGCUGGGAGACGCUGUGCUACAGGCCCUGGAAUUUAUACAUUUCGAUGCUGCAAUGCGGAGCAGCUGUAUUCUAGAUUUCAAUUGUAUAUAAAUUCAAUGUCUCAUGGUACUGACAAUGAACGUACUAUUAGCUCCAAUCAUCCCAUAAAUAUAUUCCAUCGUUUAAAUUUAAAUGAACAACAACAGCAUGCUAAUCAAUAUUUGGAACCAUCGACGUCUCUAUUUGGAGCUGGCGUGGAUCAGAGACCGGUGUUAUUUGGACAUAAUGAAGCUAAUUUUAGUUCGCCCGAUAUUUUACUGAGGCCAUCUAUAACAUCAGAAAUCUCCAACCCUUCAGAUACCUCAUACACUGAUGUUAAUUCCCCUGAUAAUGCCUACAAUAUAUAUAUGGAUCAUCCAAUAUCUGCGACAAAUGAACGGAAUAACAAUAGCUCUAGUCCUGUUGUACAUCAUAUUUUUAAUUGCGUUGAAUUAGCGGGAACUAAAAUGUUGAAAAAAGUUUCAUUUGAUAAUCCACCUUGUGAAAGUCCCCCAGUUUUGUCUCCGGUUGUAAGCGAAUCACAAAGGAUAUAUUCAAAUAUUGAUCUAGUUUCACCUAUACCUGAUUCUGCUAACCGGUCUUCCAAUUCUGUUAACGAUUCUGUAGAUCCUGCUUAUGUUAAUAUUGAUGUUAAAGUAUCUGAUAGCAUACAGCACGAUAUUGCAAAUCAACGAAUUAUUUCUUUUUCAAGCGGAAACGUCGUUAACUACAUUGUUUUAGAUUUGGAUCAGCCCCGUAGCCCAUCUCAAUGUUCGCCUAAGACUACUUUUGGAAGCGACCAAUCAUUAAAUGAACACCAACAUACCAGUGCAGUAUUAAACGAAGAGGAACCACUUACCAAUACAUCAACUUUGUCCUGCGGAUCUUCAACUAUGCCAAAGAAAGCGACAUUAAGCGAGCUAAGGUCUAAUUUUGAUACAAAAAUUGGGACUUCAGGGAGCUAUACUCGAAUUGAUUUUUUAAAAACUUUUGCCCUUAUGAAAUCAACAAAUUACGCUGAUUUCGACCCUGACCCUGAUCAGGAAGAAAGUAGAAUAACGCGGCAUAGUAAAUUUGUUAGAAAAGCCUACUCAAUUAGCGAUUGAUGAAUCCAUGUUUUCUCUUUUUCGUAGUUCAAGUGUACUUAGUCAUAAUUGUAAAAUGUAAUUAAUGUGAAUAUUUGAAUAUAGCGUUCGAAACAGUAAA
Molecule: messenger RNA, 1498 nt
Organism: Stomoxys calcitrans (stable fly)
Lineage: Eukaryota; Metazoa; Arthropoda; Insecta; Diptera; Muscidae
Exons: 1
Coding region: 16-1398 (460 amino acids)
Biological process (GO): cell surface receptor protein tyrosine kinase signaling pathway
Cellular component (GO): cytoplasm
Source: RefSeq, a predicted model, not a curated record